ACUGGAUGACGUAUGUAUGUCCACUCUAUCAAGUAAUCACCGCCUUCGAUGGACUUUAGACAAGAGUGCCAAGUUUUAUUACUAAUACGUGUCUACUUGAUUGCGCAAUGCCGCAUACUAACGUUACUUAAAGGAGCACACCUGUCAACUAAAGUUUUUUGGGAAGCUGUUACAAUUUUCUCCAGAUCCUGCUUCUUAAUUGGCUCAAUACAUGCAACGUCCUUAACUGUCUCGAAUUCACACUCUAAUAAAUCCAUGUGUCUUCUGCUCUAUCGCCCUCUUCGCGAAAUCAAUCGAGACGAUGCCAAUUUUGAGAUAUCUCCCAUUCCCAACCACGCACCUUAGCUCGUCUCCACUUGCGCACAGGCCCCCGAGAUCGUGCAGAAUCGUCACUGUGAAGUUAGACUUGACCAAGAAAAAUACCCAAUAAGAAUGAGAAUUGAAUUUGUUGUCUUCGAAGCCAAUUUGCAUACGAAUGCACUUAGCCCGAGGGUUUGAAAAGAAGGCAUUGAAAAUUACAUAAAGUCUGUGGAUAAAGGUGACGACGUAGAUUGUGUGCCUUCCAAGGUUACCUUCUUCCAAAGCAAUUGACAUGGGAGAAGCCGAUGAGCUUAAAGGCGCGGUAAAUGAAGGAUGGAACUUUGCGUGGAGAUGUCGCGGUCGUUUCGCCAUCGUUCAAAUCGCUUCUAAUCAAGCGGCGAUACUCCAACUUGAUGCUCCUGAUAGCACCAAAGUUUUGACUGUAGUGUCAGCUAUAAACGGCGUGAAUAUGUGGAAGCAGAACUAUCUGAUCUGGAAAUUACAUGAUGCGGAGAUCUUUGAGCUGAACUCGCAUGGACUAAAACAUGUGGCAAAGAUUGGCAUAGCGGAAGGUGCAUUCCUGGCAAUCCACAACUGCUUCGUGUUCAUGACUACGCAAGAUGGAGUGGAGGUGUUGUCACUUCAGGGAGAGCAUAAGCAGCUUCUGGUGGUGGAUCAUUUCCAGGGAAAAUCCUUGCAACUUGAAGUUUGCGAGGAAGUUCUUGUUGCAGUAACCAGUGAGAACCGAAUCCGUUCGUGGAAGAUUGAACGGAAUGAAGUAAAGCUUUCAGGACUUCCGUCUGGUCGAAAGGUGGAUCAAGUUGAGAAGAUUCAGUCACUUCGGUGCAAUUGUGACGGGACCAAGAUUAGCUUCUUUGCAGAGUCGCCUAAGGGCGAUGGAACAGAAUCGAAGCUUUUUGUGUACGAUGAAUAUUUGGAUAAAUUCCUCUGCUACGACUUUGGAGAUAGGAGGCCAGUUUCACAUUAUUGGGAUGACGAGGAUUGUAAGCUCCUUGCGUGUCACAUAAUUUGCUCUGAGGAGGAGAAUUCAAACGAAUUGGGUGAGAAGGAGACUGCAGCGUCAUUUAUUUUCACCUUCUUCGUAACAUCGGACUAUCCGCAGGGAAUUUUCGAAUAUGAAAAGAUCGUGCUUCUCGACGAUCAGCGUCUUCUUGUCGGAGUUUCCAUCCCAUAUCUUAUGUUUUAUACUGGAGCUUCACGUCCAAGUUCUGAUGAACUUGCAGCUCCUGGAUCCUUCGAGAUGAAAGUUUUUCGAGAUUAUGUUGGGCUAGAGGGUGCUGACCAGAAAACUAAGAAAGGACUGUCUUAUUUCAACUACAAUUUAGUCUUAGGUCCAGUUAUGCUGGUGGCAGCAUACCAAUCCAUCGCAUGGAUCCAAGAUCAUGCAUUCUGGAAAGCACUUGCCGCCAUUUGCGUGCAGACUAAACGAACAGAUAUAGCAGCCUAUUGUUUUGGUCGCAUGCAAGAUGCCUAUGGAGCCGAAUUGAUCGAGGAAGCUGAAAAGGAGCCGGAAGAAGAUGCAAGGGUUGCAAUGGUGGCGCUUCAAUUAGGACAGAUUGAUGAUGCAAAGCAACUUUACGCAAACUGUAAACGAUAUGAUUUGGUAAACCGACUACACCAACUUUGUUGUGAAUGGGAGAAGGCAUUAGAAGUAGCCACAAAAAAUGAUCGCAUCCAUCUCAAAAAUACACACCACUCGUACGCUAAAUAUCUGGAAGCAAGGGGAAAUUAUAAGGAUGCAAUUCAUCAUUUUGAACUUUCAGGGUCGCAUAGGUAUGAGGUUCCGCGCAUGCUCUAUGCUGCUCAGCAAGUUGAAGAGCUGCAGGAUUACAUUGACAACAGCUCCGACCCAGCAUUGCAGCGUUGGUGGGCUCAUUUUUGUGAAGCCAAUGACCUUUUAUCCGAAGCUAUUGAGUACUAUAUUGCUGCUAGAGAUACAUGUUCUCUAGUUCGAGUAUAUUGCUAUCAGAAGGAUUUUGAGGCAGCUUCUGAGGUCGUGACUUCCUCUGGAGAUUUUGCUGGUGCCUUUCAGUUGGCUCGUGAGUACGAGAAAAUUGGAGACAUCCUUCAGGCCAUACAGUUCUUUAAGAUGGCCGGAAAGUCAAGUUAUGCUGCACAGCUGGCCAUGAAGACUGGCAUGGAUAGCGAACUGCUGCCAUUGUCUCUUCAGAGUUCCAGGGAGAUGAUGUUUGUCUCAGCAAGAUACUUCCAGAAGAAAGGAAUGAAUGAAGAGGCUGCUCUCCUAUUUCAAAAGGGUGGAGAUUUGGGAACAGCAAUUGAUAUCUGUUUUCGUUCUCAAUUAUUUGAUGCACUUAGGAGUAUUGCUGAGGGUCUUGAUGAAUCGGCGGAUCCCUCACUACUUACAAAUUGUGGAGAUUAUCUCUUGCAGCAUAAGCAGUUUGACAAAGCAGUGAAGCUGUUUAUUGCAGCCAAGCUAUACCACAAGGCACUUGAUGUUUGUACAAAAGAAGGUAUUACCAUCACGGGGGCGAUGGCGGAAGUCAUAUGCCCUAAAGGUGAUCACAGAAAAGAUGAAGAAUAUUCUAAACUCCUAAUGCGUCUGGCAGCGUCUUGUCUCGCUCAAGGUUCUUACCACCUUGCAUGUAAGAAAUAUACUCAAGCUGGAGAUCGCGUGAUGGCCACGAAGGCUUUAUUGAAAUCUGGAGACACGGAGAGGAUCAUUUUCUUCGCCCAUGUAUCCAGACAGAAAGAGAUUUUUGUGCUGGCUGCAAAUUAUUUGCAGACUCUUGAUUGGCACGGCGAUGCCAAUCUCAUGAGGAUCAUCGUUCAGAUGUAUACAAAAGCUGGGGACACGACAUCACUAGCAUCAUUUUACGAAGCAUGCGCUCAAAUUGAGAUAGACGAGUUUAGGGAUUACGAGAAGGCACUAGGAGCCAUGUCAGAAGCACUGAAGUAUCUUGAAAAAACUAAUAAUUCCGACAAAGAUGAUCAAGUAAAAUCAUUACAGACCCGCAUUUCAGAAAUGGAGCACUUUGGACAGAUCCGCAAGAUGGCAAAGACUGAUCCCGCAGGAAUGGUGAGGGCUUGUAGGGAGCUCCUCGUGCAGGUGUCUCGCAAUAAGGGAAGCCCCCAGGCUGCAUUGCGAGUAGGUGAUUUGUAUGCUCUACUUAUUGAGUUCUACUUCCGUCAAAGGAAUAUGGAGCAGGCAUAUGAACUGAUUGAGGAGAUGCAAUGUCAGAAAAUUCCUCUAAGUCAAUAUAUUGACCAGAGUACUGUGGAAUCUAUCUACAAGUGUAAUCCUUCUGUUUGUUCCAGGCUCUUGGGAUAGAAGCAGCAGAGGACAGCCUUAGUGAAGGCAUCAGUGAAGAGAUUGCCAGCCUCGAUCGAACUUGAUUUUCAUUCCAAGGUUGUUUAGAGUAAAAGUUGAAGGUUUUCACCGGAGAUGAUGAAGCGCCUCAGGACUUGGAAUGUAAUUGUCGGACCUCAGAGUGAUUUCUUGACAUUAAAACAGCUUUUUAGCAAAGUAUGACCAAGAACCAUGGAACUGAAUCCAAUGAUGGCAAUUGGAUAAGCCAUUUUGUUAAAUGACUCAUAGCUGUAAGGUCCAGUGUGUUGUGAGAGUCAUCGAAAGUAUAAAUAUCAAUGCAGGAGUUCAAUGGCAGUAGGCAGUAAUUUUUCGGGCAUGAACUUCUCUAGCUGAUCCCAUAGUUUGGGGCUGUUACCAAUCUACCAUGCAAUGACUGAGAUCUUGCUCUCUGCAAACAUAUAGUAACCUCCAAUCUGAACCUGCUUCACGUUCAUGUGAAGACUAAAGAGCGGGCUAGGCAAUGUAACUUUUCCUUGAAACGGCACGAAGAAAUUGUAGCUUGCUA
This is a messenger RNA of Physcomitrium patens, 4154 nucleotides long. RefSeq lists its product as uncharacterized. Gene Ontology annotation, biological process: intraciliary retrograde transport. Gene Ontology annotation, molecular function: protein binding. The record is from RefSeq and is a predicted model, not a curated record. Gene Ontology annotation, cellular component: axoneme; intraciliary transport particle A; ciliary basal body. NCBI's taxonomy places the organism in Eukaryota, Viridiplantae, Streptophyta, Bryopsida, Funariales, Funariaceae.